AUGGGUCGAACAAAGAAGACAACUCUUCCUCUUCCCACAACAAAUCAUGUUCUUGCAACAUUGGAGAUUUGGGGCUUAUACAGUCACUAUAAUAGCUCUCUUCUUCUUCCUCAAAACCGUUCUCUGUCACUUCCUCCCAAUGUUCUUCUUCACAAUACAAAGCAUCCCAAGAGCAAUGAAGGGUUUUGUUCUCGAGUCAUCUUCUUCAAAAAGAACCAAACACCAGAGCAGAACAACAAAACACACGACUGGAAAGCACCAAACACCACCACCACCACUAGUUUCUCAAAUAAAAUUGAUCCUACCCACGAAACUUGGCCCGAUAUGCAAGACCAGAACUACGUUGAACAACCACCACCACCGUGA
This is a messenger RNA of Ilex paraguariensis (yerba mate), 366 nucleotides long. The record is from the annotation of a GenBank genome assembly. NCBI's taxonomy places the organism in Eukaryota, Viridiplantae, Streptophyta, Magnoliopsida, Aquifoliales, Aquifoliaceae.